GCAUGUGAAGAUAUUAAUGAAUGUAAAAGUAAUCCAUGCCCACUGAAUGCCGCUUGUGAAAAUAAUCCAGGUUCUUACAUGUGCAAUUGUAUAAAUGGCACGGUAUUAGACGUUAAUAAUGGUAAUUGUAAGAUACCUAGCGAAUGUGCUUCGGACGAUGAAUGUUCCGAAAAAACUAAAUGCCGAAAUGGACACUGUGUAAAUCCAUGUAACGAAUUACAAUGCGGUGAAAAUGCUAUAUGUGGAAUCGUUAAGCAUCAGCCAGUCUGUGAAUGUCCAUCGAAUAGUCAAGGCGAUCCUAAUAAAAAAUGCAUUAAAUUUGAGUGUACUAAAGAUACAGAUUGUCCAUUUGAAGAAGCUUGCGUUAAUUAUAAAUGUAAAGAUUCUUGUAGUAUUCCACGCGCUUGUGGUAGAAAUGCCGACUGUUAUUCAAAAAAUCAUAUAGGCCACUGCACUUGUUCAGCGGGAUACACAGGUGAUCCUGUUCUAGGUUGCGUUCCACUUCAAUAUUGUUUAGACGAUAAUAAAUGUUCUUCUGGGACAAGAUGUGUUGAUAAUUUAUGCGUUGGUGUAUGUAAAAAUUCAAGGGAUUGCUUGGAGAACCAAGUUUGUGUACAAAACACAUGUCGAGUAACGUGUUCAGAUAACAGUACCUGUCCUGAGUCUCAAUUCUGUUUAAAUAGGAUUUGCACGAAAGACGUUCAGUGUUUUUCUGAUGACAAUUGUAAUGAAGACGAGCAAUGCGUUAUUAAUACAGAUGGAAUUGCACAGUGUAUUAAAAUAUGUGAAAAUCAUCCAUGUGGGAGAAAUGCUAUAUGCUUAGGAAAGUCUCAUGAACCAACUUGUUCAUGUAAAGAGGGAUUUUCCGGUGAUCCUGUGAAAGGAUGCAAACGAAAAGAAUGUGACAUCGACUCUGAUUGCUCUGAAGAUAAACUAUGUGAUGAUAAUAUAUGUAAAAUUGCGUGUUUAGUACAAAAUAGUUGUGGUGAAAAUACCGUUUGUUCCUCUGAAAAGCAUACUCAUACAUGCUACUGUCAACCUGGAUAUACCGGAGAUCCACUAAAAGGUUGUGUCAAAAUAAAUUGGUGCGCAUCAAACCCUUGCGGGUAUGGAGCAGAAUGUAAAAAUACCAGAGACCGAGCCCUAUGUACUUGUCCUGUUGGAACAAUUGGAAAUCCAUAUAAAGAGAAAUGUAGCAAAGCUCCGGAGUGUCGCUUUAAUAGGGACUGUCCAACAAUUAGUCGAUGUACUGUAAUAGAUGGUACUCGGAAAUGUACAGAUGCAUGCGAAAGUGUUAAAUGUGGACCUAACGCCGAAUGUGUUGCUGCAAGACAUACAGGUCAAUGUAAAUGCAAAAAUGGCUACAUUGGCAAUGCUAACAGUGAAAAGGGUUGUCGUUUGCGCGAAAUCACAUGUAAGAGUAGAACAGAGUGUCACAGUGAUCAAUAUUGCCAUAAAGGAUUUUGCAAGGCCUUAUGCUUGCUUGAUGAAGAAUGUGGAUCAAGUGAAAAAUGUAUUAAUGGGCAAUGCUUAAAUCCCUGUGAAAUGGAAAAGGCGUGUGGUUUAAAUUCCGUUUGUCGGACUGAGAAUCAUAUUGUGCAAUGUAGUUGCCCCAAUAGUUUUACCGGGAAUCAAGACGUUGAAUGUGUUCGAAUCCCAAGAUUAUGCGGUGCUGCUGACGAAUGUGAUAAUGGAUAUAAGUGUCAUAAUUCUAUGUGUGUACCUCAAUGUCAAGCCGAUGAACAGUGUGCUGUAAAUGAAAAAUGUUCGAAAGGAAUUUGCUUAUUGACUUGUAGAGUAGAUAAUGACUGCUUUUUGGGACAUAUAUGCUUAGCAAAUAGUUGCCAAUAUGGAUGCAGACAUGACGAAGACUGUGGUCCGGAGGAAAUAUGCAAGAACAACUAUUGCCAAAAUCCUUGUUCAAACAACAACAAUCCUUGUGGUCCAAAUGCUGUAUGUUCUGUUAUUGAGAGGAAAUCUUCAUGUUCGUGUUUGGAUGGCCUAAUACCAAAUCCUACGCCUAAUAUUGGUUGCGUGCGAACGCUAACUACUACUUGUCGUGUGCAUAAAGAUUGUGGUGUGGGAUGGAGAUGCGAAGAUGAUCGUUGCCGACCUGCAUGUACUAUUGAUGGAUCAGAGUGCCUACAAGGUGAACGUUGUGAUUCAGGUGUUUGUCGCUAUGCUUGUACCUCAGAUGAGCACUGUUCUGAUGAUGAAAUUUGCGACGGUCGAUUAUGCGUAUUAGGAUGUAGGUCUAAUUCCCAAUGCCCUACAAAUCUAGCUUGCAUAUCAGGACAAUGCAUAAAUCCGUGUGCAGAGCCUGCGACUUGUGGUGCCAAUGCAAUAUGUAUUACCAAAGACCAUCAACCAGUCUGUACAUGCCCUCAAACAUUGUCGGGUGAUCCUAAAGCAGUUUGCAGGAGAUUAAGUUCGCCUUGCGAUUCAAAUAAAAACUGUCCUAAUGGAUUCACAUGUUACGGAGAUACUUGUUAUCCCUCAUGCAGAAGCGACGUGGUUUGCUUAUCGAAUGAAAAAUGUGUUCGAGGAAUUUGUAGGGUAGUGUGUAAUAGCGAUGAUGCUUGCAAUAAUGGUCAAAUAUGUGAAAAUAGAAUAUGUAAACAAGGUUGUCGCGAUGACAAUGCUUGUAAUGACGAUCAAGCCUGUUUGGAUGGACAGUGCAAGGAUCCUUGUAAGGACAGUAGAAGUUGCGGUAUCUGUGCUGAAUGUAAAGUAAUUAAUCAUCAUACCCAAUGUAGUUGCUCAAGUAAUUACACCGGCAAUUCUCUAGUCGAAUGUAAAAAGAAAAGAUUAUCAUGCGACGGAUUUUGCCCUUGUGAUGACAGCGGUUAUUGCACUUCCCUUUGUGAAAAUAAUUCAGAUUGCUCUUGUGGAGAGAAAUGUGUUAACGGUGGCUGUAGAUCGUUAUGCUCCCCUAGGAGUAAAUGCCCAGAAAGACAGAUAUGCUCACAAGGUGUAUGUGUCCCAGGCUGUAAUAAUGACAGAGAUUGUGGAGAUGAUAUGAUGUGCUCACUAAAACAGUGUGUAUCAGUGUGUAGAGAAAAUUCUUGUGGAAAAAAUGCUUUAUGUUUAGCUACGCGCCAUCGGGCAGUAUGUAGUUGUGCUAGUGGUUACUCAGGAGAUCCUUUGACCGAAUGUAAACAGUACGAAUGUCUUAAAAACGGCGACUGUGGAGAAGAUGAAGAAUGUAACAAAGAUGGUAGAUGCAAGAACGUUUGCUUGGGCAGAUGUGGUGUUAACGCUAUAUGCCGCUCUGUUAACAGAACUCCACAAUGUGCUUGCCCACCAAAUUAUGUAGGAAAUCCAAAAGUAGAGUGUUCUCAACAACCAACGGGAAGCUGUUUGCGUAACCCUUGCGGAAUUGACGCCCGAUGCCGUGAUUUAGAUGACGGCAGCUUUGAGUGCACAUGUCCACCCGGAUGCGCUGGCAAUCCACAGCGACAGUGUUUCUGUGGUACCAUGGCACCUUGUGCACUUAAAAAUUGUGGAAUAAAUGCCCAAUGCCGCGUAGGAUAUAACGGACAACCUCAUUGCUAUUGUCCCCGUAAUUAUCCUAAAGGAGAUCCAAACAUUGAAUGUAAUCAAGAACGUAGUGUAGUUGAUUGUAGAACAACUGGAUGUGGAAUAAAUGGAGAAUGUUUGAGAGAAGGAGCGGAAUUUGUUUGUCGCUGUAUUCCUGGUACAGAAGGACAAGCUGAUAUCGAAUGUCACACCAGUAUCGAAUGCACGAGUGACAAGGACUGUCCAGUAGACAAAGCGUGUUUGAGCUUACAUUGUGUCGACCCAUGUACAAUACGAGGCGUAUGCGGUGAAGAUGCGCUCUGCGUGUCUGUCAUGCAUCGAGCUCAGUGUUCAUGUCCACAAUGUUACGUGGGUCAGCCGCGCCUAGCUUGCCGCCUCGAUCCUACCUGCAAGCCUACAGUCGAACUAAAUACAACCAUCACCUGUUCAGACACCAAGCCAUGUCCACCCAAAUUGGCAUGUGACUUAAGCACUAACCAGUGUCGUAAUCCUUGCAUGGAAUAUCAGAACUGCAGGCCAAAUCAGAGAUGCGAAGUAAGAAACCAUAUACCUGUUUGUGUAUGCCGUAAUGGAUUUGCAUUGAAUGAAAAAGGGGAAUUAACGUGCGCCCCAGAACACGCAGAAUGCACAAGGGACGAUCAAUGUCCAUCAAAUGCUGUUUGUCGUAAUUCAAAAUGCGUGAAUCCUUGUUUAGCAUCACGUGAGCCUAUGUGUCCCCAAGGAAAGCAAUGUGAAGUAGUAGAGCACCGAGUAAUGUGCGUUUGCGUUGAGGAUUGCCACCCAAGCGUAUCGAUUUGCUUAAGAGACAAUGGAUGUCCGCAGAACUUGGCUUGCGUUGAUUUUCAAUGUAAAGAUCCAUGCAAAGGUGCAUGUGGUGAUGCUCCAUGUUCAGUUGAAGAUCAUCACCCCGUUUGCAAGUUUUGUCCUAGUGGAUUUACUCAUGAUGAAAAGCAUGGCUGCAUUAAAGCUUUAGAAUGCGGUGCACACGAGCAUUGUGCAGCAGGCCUCGCAUGUGUUAAUGGACGGUGCGCAGAUCCUUGCGCUAAUGGUGGUCCUUGCAUAGCUGGUCAACGCUGUUCUGUUGUCGACCACCAGCCUGUUUGUUCUAAGGUAUGCCAGUGUCAAACCGACGCUGACUGCGCUCGAUACCAAAAUAGGCAUUGCGAUGGAUGCGCAUGUGUUGCAGAUGCGCCUGGGACACAUUGCGCUCACUGUCGACCCGGAGUACCUUGUGACCCGUUUUCGGGAGCUUGUAUGGAAAAUGAUCGCCCUAAAAAUGUCCCACUAACAUACUCCGAAAUUACUACUAUUGAUUCCGAGUUGGCAGUAUCGACAGUUAAGCCCAUUCAAAACACUGUAGUAACUGACUUUGACUAUGAUGCCUUUACUAAUACGGAAAUGACAACCGCUGAAACGUAUACAUCAACAGACUUUACAACUACACAAAAUGUUAAACACACAACGAGUUUCCCCAGUGAAAGUAAAAAUACAGUAGAUAAUGUUCACAAAGAUAAUACAAAUGAAUCCUUUAAUAAUGCCUCAAGCACAUUAUUAGACUCUAGUGAUGAAGAUAAAACUAUCGUUACAUCAUCCCUUAGUACAACAUCUAUGACUUAUCAUUUUACGGAUACACAUUAUGAAACAAGAACAGCCAGUGAAAAUUCUAACCCUGAUAUGUUUGACAACAAAAUGGAACAAGAUGAUUUAAUCACAACUUCAAAAGACAAAAGUUAUACAAUGCAAGGUAUAACAAGAUCAGAUACAACUAUGGAUGAUCUUACUUUAAGUACAUCUACAGUUGAAGCAGUAACAAAAAGUACAAAUAAUUUAGUAGCAGAAGAUACAACACCAGGAAUUUCUUUUUAUACAGAAUUUAAUAAUCAAUAUCAGUCAACAUUAGAUUCCGAUGAACUCGUACAAAGUAGCAGUACAAUUAACUCCGAAAGUACUGUUAAGCCAUUUUCUUCUCGUACUGAAACAAAUGGUACGACAAAGUAUUCAAAUGAUAAUAAACUGUAUAAAACGCCAGAGAAUC
Parnassius mnemosyne (clouded apollo) is the source of this 5575-nucleotide messenger RNA. Lineage: Eukaryota; Metazoa; Arthropoda; Insecta; Lepidoptera; Papilionidae. The record is from the annotation of a GenBank genome assembly.